CUCUUCAUGUCGAGGCCAAGUUACACCAUAAUAAUUUUUGGCUCCACAUGCGUAGUCCUUUACACCGUCACAGAAAACCGGGCCAUCAUUGGAAUUCUGGUCUUCGCCCCCUAAGAGGUAUCAUAUUUAUUAAAGAUGUCAUCAAACGAAGAAGUGGCUGAUAGAAAUGUUGAAAUAUGGAAAGUAAAAAAGCUUAUAAAAAGCUUACAAAGAGCCAGAGGGAAUGGCACUAGCAUGAUCUCUUUGAUCAUUCCACCUAAAGAUCAAGUUUCUAGAGUUGCAAAGAUGUUGGCAGAUGAAUUUGGAACUGCAUCAAACAUCAAGAGCAGAGUUAACAGAUUAUCAGUCUUGGGAGCAAUUACAUCAGUACAACAAAGAUUAAAACUUUACAAUAAAGUUCCUGGAAAUGGCCUUGUGAUAUACUGUGGAACCAUCGUUACAGAGGAGGGCAAAGAGAAGAAAGUUAACAUCGACUUUGAACCAUUCAAACCAAUCAAUACAUCAUUGUAUUUAUGUGAUAAUAAAUUUCAUACAGAGGCACUGACUGCAUUAUUGGAGGAUGACAGUAAAUUUGGGUUCAUUGUGAUGGACGGAAAUGGGGCAUUGUUUGGUACUCUUUGUGGAAACACUCGAGAUGUUCUCCACAGAUUCACUGUGGAUUUGCCAAAGAAGCACGGCAGGGGUGGUCAAUCUGCACUACGUUUUGCACGUUUGCGUAUGGAGAAGAGGCAUAACUAUGUCCGAAAGGUUGCAGAAACUGCAGUACAACUUUUCAUCUCAAAUGACAAGGUCAAUGUAACCGGGCUAGUGAUUGCUGGAUCAGCUGAUUUUAAAUCCGAACUUAGUCAGUCCGACAUGUUUGAUCAGCGAUUGCAAGCAAAAAUUUUAAAAGUCGUUGAUGUGUCAUAUGGCGGAGAGAACGGGUUCAAUCAGGCUAUAGAACUAUCUGCUGAAGUUUUGGCAAACGUUAAAUUUAUCCAAGAGAAAAAACUAAUCGGAAAGUAUUUCGAUGAAAUUUCACAAGAUACUGGGAGGUACUGUUUCGGAGUUCAAGACACGUUAAAGGGGCUCGAAAUGGGAUCAGUAGAAACGCUUAUUGUUUGGGAGAACUUGGAUUGUAACAGAAUUGUUUUGAAGAACCAUAGCACUGGAGAUGAAAAAAUUCUUUUCUUAAACCUGCACGAUGAAAAGGACCGUACACACUUCUUGGAUAAUGAGACGGGAGUGGAGCUGGAAACUAUUGACAAAGUUUCUUUGAUCGAGUGGCUAGCCAACAACUACAAAACUUUCGGUGCCCAUUUGGAAAUCGUCACUGACAAGUCACAAGAAGGCGCGCAGUUUUGCAAAGGCUUUGGUGGUAUUGGAGGUCUGUUGCGUUACAAAGUCGACUUCCAAGAUAUGGAAUACGAUGGCCUAGACGACAUUGAUUUUUCCGAUGAGGAUUAUCUCUAAGAACGCCCUUCUAAAUCACCAGAAGAACACAGGAUUUGUAUGCGAUCAAGCCUAGUGACAUGUUAUUAUUACAUUCAUGGAAAUCUUGCGGGAUCCCGCGGAUUUGCGCAAAUGAAGCUUUGUUUAUUUUGCUUCUUAUAUUUUCCAUAUUGGAUUGGUCGCAAGAAUGAUUUUGACAAUUAUGAUAUA
This is a messenger RNA of Rhopilema esculentum, 1641 nucleotides long. RefSeq names its product eukaryotic peptide chain release factor subunit 1. Gene Ontology annotation, molecular function: translation release factor activity. Gene Ontology annotation, biological process: translational termination. NCBI's taxonomy places the organism in Eukaryota, Metazoa, Cnidaria, Scyphozoa, Rhizostomeae, Rhizostomatidae. The record is from RefSeq and is a predicted model, not a curated record.